Cryptomeria japonica (Japanese cedar) is the source of this 573-nucleotide messenger RNA. Its product is annotated as calmodulin-like protein 2. Gene Ontology annotation, molecular function: calcium ion binding. The transcript has a single exon. NCBI's taxonomy places the organism in Eukaryota, Viridiplantae, Streptophyta, Pinopsida, Cupressales, Cupressaceae. The coding region runs from base 1 to 573 and encodes 190 amino acids. The record is from RefSeq and is a predicted model, not a curated record.
AUGUCCCCACAGAUGCUAAUGCAGGCAAUCACAAACAUCUCUCCUCCGUUCCUAUUUUUUCUUUCAUUACAAUCACCCAAGCAGCCUCUGCCAUUUCUAAGAAGAUUGAUGGCCGAUUUGAAUGAAAUUCGAAGAAUAUAUGACAUUGUGGAUGAAAAUGCAGAUGGAAUGGUAAGCGUUGAUGAAAUGUGCGGCUUCAUUAACAGGCUCGGAAUAGCACUGUCGGAACAAGAUCUGAGAUGCAUUCUCAACAAAAAUCUUCAGGAGGACCUGCCAUUUGAGGAAUUUGUUGAUUUUUAUCAAUCCAUCUUCAAUCAUCAAGUCGAUGGAGAGAAAGACGAGUCCGAGGAUCUGUUGGAGGCGUUCAGGGUUUUUCACCAGAACAAAGAUGGGUACAUUUCUUCUAAAGAGCUUCAGAAGGUGUUGUCCACAAUGGGAUUGAUUCCUCGGGGACAAGAUUCGCAAUAUUGCGAGAAAAUGAUAUGCAGAUUUGAUUCGGACUGCAAUGGAGUUCUGGAUUUCUCUGAAUUCAAAAAUAUGAUGUCCUCUAAGCUUACUCCCUCAUCAACAUGA